This is a messenger RNA of Peronospora belbahrii, 681 nucleotides long. The record is from the annotation of a GenBank genome assembly. Lineage: Eukaryota; Oomycota; Peronosporomycetes; Peronosporales; Peronosporaceae.
AUGGAAGAAAAACGACAAGACGCUCGAAGUACUCGGUCUUGUAUCGAGCGACCUUCACGUGGUGUAAGUUCAACAACUGGCACCUCAUCUAGUAAUAGUGGAUCUAGUCGCAAUAAUGUAGUGGUAAAAGUUGGUAUGGUGGGCGAUGCGCAGGUUGGUAAGACAAGUCUUAUGGUUAAAUACGUUGAGGGGAAGUUUGAUGAGGAUUAUAUCCACACAUUGGGCGUUAAUUUUAUGGAAAAGACCAUUGCUUUGCGAAAUACGGAGAUUACAUUUAGUAUUUGGGAUCUAGGGGGUCACCGUGAAUUUAUUAGCAUGCUACCGCUUGUGUGCAAUGAUGCAGUGGCCAUUUUAUUCAUGUUUGAUCUUUCCCGAAAGGCGACACUUACGAGUAUUAAAGAAUGGUAUCGCCAAGUGCGAUCGAUUAACAAGAAUGCUUUUCCGUUCCUUGUGGGAAUGAAGUACGACCACUUUGCCAAUUUUGCCAUGGAGGAACAGGAAGAUAUUACAAAACAGGCUCGCAAGUUUGCAAAGGCCAUGAAGGCACCGCUUAUCUUCACGUCAGCCUCGCACUCUAUUAAUGUGCAGAAAGUGUUUAAGGUAGUGCUUAGCAAGGUGUUUGACCUCAAGUGCACAGUGCCCAUCAUUGAUCGCGUUGGUGAUCCAAUUCUACAGUACUAG